[Torrubiella] hemipterigena is the source of this 1979-nucleotide messenger RNA. NCBI's taxonomy places the organism in Eukaryota, Fungi, Ascomycota, Sordariomycetes, Hypocreales, Clavicipitaceae. The record is from the annotation of a GenBank genome assembly.
ACUAGAUCAGGCCAUGGCUCUAUGAGCUAUAUUCUCCGAAAUCUUAUUUUAGUCUAUACUAAAAGUUGCAAACGGUGGGCUACCCUGUCGAUCACAAAAGCCACGGGAUAUUGGCGUUGUGAGUUUGGGCUCCGCAGAUAUGAGUGAUCGGCAGCCUGUAUUGUGCCUAUUUCUUUUGUAUACACAAGGAGAAAGACCCUGAUGUUUGUUCUUCAAUUGCUGAUCAUCAUCACUAUGCUACUUGAUAGAACCGGUGUUUGGGGGAUGCCAGACACAUACAAGUCUCAGAGUGGGCGGAUUCCGAGCGAGAUCAUACUUCCACUUAGUCUUCAACUAUGCCCUGAAGCCAAUUCUAGCAAUCUGGCUGGAUUGCCGUGGGAUGCCAUGAUUUGGCCUUAGAUUUAGCAGAUGGAUGAUGACCCGCUUGCUAGUCUAAAAACGUGCCUGGCAGCAUUCCAGAUGCUAUCUGGAGAGUUCUUGAUGAAACUGCUCCACAUGAAGGUCCUCAUUGCCGUUGCCUGAGCAAGCAGCCGACAUGUCUCAGGGGCAUGCCCCUCCGAUCUGUACUGCAGUGUUCCCCCGCAGAGCAGCGAUGACAGGGCUAACAUUGGUGUUGACUGGAGUACUUGACAACGUGGAGUGUAUGCAUGUAAUAUGAGAAGCAUAGUCGUUCACAUUCCUAUGCUUGAAGACGAUCUGCCUUGAUCAGACCAUGAGCUCACCAACUCUUAGGAGUCAAUGUUCCAGAUAUCGUUCCGGAUGACCAGACAGCCACGGCAACAAGCCGGAGUGGUGUGGCGGGUAACCGCAAACUCUGAUUUCCGGACAGGGUUUAAUCUGUCUAAGUUACCAUGCAAUCCAGUUACCCUGAAAGGGUACAAGAGUCUUAGCAGUUUGGACUCUACCAUCAUCGCUCCUAUAAAGAGGACGGCUUGCUCCAGCAUUCAAACAGCAGAUUUACUCAUCAUAGCCUCACAUCUCCCUUUUCCAUAACUUAUCUCUCAAACCCAACUUUUUCAAUACACAUUACCAUUCGUUAACAAUGAAAGUUACCGCUGCUUCGAUCCUUUUCGCCUGCCUUGCUGGCAUUACCGUGGCAGCUCCCGUUGCCUCUGUCUCAAGACGCCAAACCGACGCAACAGCCAACACAAGUGCCAACGUGGGUGCAACAGUCGGUGGUGUGGCUAACCCACCACCAACAGAUGGUGUUACUGGCGCUGUCGGAGGAGCGACCAACACUGCUACCAACCCUGGUGGUGUUACAGCUCCAGUUGAUGGCGCCACCAAUGGCGUAGGCUCAACCCUCACCGGAGCCAGCAACAACGUCGGAUCUAUCGCCGCUGAUGCCGGACAGAACGCUGGUUCAACUACAGGCGGUACUCUCAACGGCGUCGGAUCAACUCUCAACGGCCUGGGCGAGAACGUCGGCGGAGCUGUCAACGACCUUGGCAACGGUGUCGGUUCGACCCUUGGAGGAGUCAAGCCCCCUCCUGUUGAUACUGGUGCUGUGACUAGCACUGUUGCCAACGCUGGAACCGGCCCCAAAACUGACCCUGCAUCCAUUGGUGCUGGCGUCGGUGUCGGUGUUGGAGCUGCAUCCCAGAUCGACCCGACCACUGGCAAGGCUAAGAACCCUGCCGGCAUCUUGCUUGGUGCCGUGGACAAAUAAAGGGUUAGAUGCUAACAUCAACCGAAAUCUGUAACGACGACAUGUAACAUUGUUUAUUCUAUUUGGUUAUACACUUACUACUUCUUUUAAUGCUAUACUUUUUCUUUUGUCUGAACAACAAGAUGCUGCACCACUCGUGAAUACGUUUUCAAACUUCUAUUAACCUGUAGUAAUUUAAUAUUGUUUUUCACAUCUAAGCUUCUGUAAUCAAAACGUUUUUCUAAUAAUUUCCACAAAAUCAAGUAAAAUGUUAGCAGUAACGCAGCGAUACGCUUACACGGUCAACGUUUGUUAGCCUCCACUCCACCCA